This is a messenger RNA of Salvia miltiorrhiza (redroot sage), 1239 nucleotides long. Its product is annotated as FCS-Like Zinc finger 3. The transcript is spliced from 2 exons. Bases 586 to 885 code for a protein of 99 amino acids. NCBI's taxonomy places the organism in Eukaryota, Viridiplantae, Streptophyta, Magnoliopsida, Lamiales, Lamiaceae. The record is from RefSeq and is a predicted model, not a curated record.
AAAUAAAGAGCUCUAAUGUAAUUAAUUUUAUAACACUAAUAACAUGAAUUUUGCAAUUUAUUCCAAUUUUCUCCUGAUUUAAAAUGUUACACCAAUAUGCUAAAAAUCUUUUACAUAUGUGGUGGUGCUCUAAACUCCUCUCCAUUAAGAUAUGUUAUUAGUGUUACAAAAUAAAUUUUAUACUAGAAAAAAAAAAAACAAACAAUGGGGGAAAUUCAUGAUUUUAAAAGUAAUUGACCUUCCCUUAAAAAAAAGAAGCAAUUAAGGUGAUAUACGAAAUUAAUCAAUCUGCAGUUAUAGAUAUUUUGUUUAAAAUGAUUAAUAUAUAGGUGCAAGUUGAUUCGAUUAGUUGUAGUGAUUGGUGCAUGUGGUCCAAGCAGCACUCAGUUUUCCCCCUUCCCACCCGUUUGCCCUCUCAUUUCACUAUAUAAAACCACUACCUCUCCACACCAUCUCUCCUCCCAAAAUUCACACCAAGAAUUUAACGCCACCGCCGCGCCGCCCUAGAACCACCAAUUCCUCCGCCGCACGAACACCGAUUCCGCCGCCGUGCUUUUACAAAAGAAAAAAAAAAUAGAGAAAGAGAUGAGGCCGUCCGCUUCUCACUACGCCGGAGGCGAAUACAACCAGCCUCAUUUCCUCGAUUCCUGCUCUCUCUGCCACAAGCAUCUCAGCCAAAACAGUGACAUCUACAUGUACAGAGGAAACGCACCGUUUUGUAGCCAGGAAUGCAGACAAGAACAGAUUGAGAUGGACGAGGCAAACGAGAAGAGAUGGAAAAUUUCUUCUUCCAAGAGAUCUAACAGUGUUAGACAAAGCAAGGAUUCAACUAAGGAAUCCGACACCAACAAAGCCGUUCGAACAGGAACCGUUGCUGUAGCCUAAAGCUCAAGAUUUAUAAAUACAUAUCAAGAUUCAAAUCUCCACACGAAAAAGAAAAUAAAGGGGGAAAUCAGAAGAAAAAAAAAAGGAGACGUAUUGAUAAUUUCUCGAAUUCCUGAUUAUGAAAGGCGUUUGAGAAUUACGAGGUGGAGUUUGAUCUGUAAAGGAGAGAAGCUGGGCAGGAGGAAGGAGAAGAAGACCCUGCUAUACAAUUUUGGUUUUUUUUUUUUCUUUCUUUGUUCGUUACUGUAACGUUUCUUGCUUCUUCCUUUCUUCUUUUUCUUAAAUCAAAUCAAUAUGACGAAAGCCCUUCCUUCAUUGGGAUUCUAGGAGAUAUAUAAAUCUUUGUUAAUUCAA